UCCUCUUCGUGGUUCCCUUUGUUGAUAACGAACAUUUCUCCACAAGCAUAACGAACCACCCCUCAUCCUUGCGCUGAUGCUUUUCGUAUCAUAAGCUGUGUGCUACUAUCUCGGCCUACCUACACACAGCAUUCGUCCACGUUGCAAUGGGUUGUGUUUAAAUAGGAACGUUCAUCAGCGGCAUGUUCAUCAGUUUGGUACUGUCCACCGCCCAGUGUCCGUCAGUUAACGCUAACCGCAGCCAACAAACCCACCAACAACAUCACAAUGGCCCUCAAGUCAGAUGCCGUGUUCGAGCGUAUUGCUAAGCGUCUGGAGACCAUCGAUCCGAACAACCGUCAGGUGCAACAAAUCUACAAGUUCCGCAUCCAGCAGAACGGCAAGGUGGUUAAGACCUGGGUGCUGGAUCUGAAGGCUGUCAAGCUGACUGAGUCGGACGGUGCGGCGGAGGCCACCCUUACCAUGGAGGAUGACAUCAUGUUCGCCCUCGGCACUGGCGCUAUGCCGGCGAAGGAAGCCCUCGCCCAGGACAAGCUGGAUGUGGAGGGACAGGUUGAGCUGAUCUUCCUGCUGGAACCGUUCAUUGCUUCGCUCAAGAAGUAAAGCGAUACAGCGAGUACCUGCACACCAAUCUACGGGCACCGACACCUACAUAUAUCAACACCGUACCGAACACCCAUGGUGGGCUCAGUUAAUUUAUUACAACAUUCACACACACACACGCGCGCACACAAAACACCCCAAAAUGUAACAUCUUGCGCAUCUUCCCGGACGGGAUGCGUAUUAUCGGUAUUGUUUUUUCUGUUUUGCACCGCCCCGGUUCACCAUCCUGCCGGUUUAUUUAUUGUAAGUCCAUCCUACAUCACUGCUGCAACAUUUGCAGUCACAUGUUGUACAAACACACCAUCCAGUAUGUACUAACGGAUUAUUAAAUGAUGCUUGAAAACAGAA
Molecule: messenger RNA, 951 nt
Organism: Anopheles funestus (African malaria mosquito)
Lineage: Eukaryota; Metazoa; Arthropoda; Insecta; Diptera; Culicidae
Exons: 2
Coding region: 268-603 (111 amino acids)
Cellular component (GO): cytosol
Source: RefSeq, a predicted model, not a curated record